CUAUUCGGUCAUAAUACAUUUCAUUCUCCAGUUAGAAAUUGCCAUCUGUGACUGUCAGUCGAGAGGCCAAUUAAGCAAACACUUAACGGCUAAGCAAGCUAUUGCCCGUCCCGUGAUUUCCCCUGCUCCAGAUGCGUUAAUAGCUUAUUCUUCCCCACCAGUUUUUACCCAUUAUACCCUCCUACCAUAUUACCAUAUUAUCGCACUUCUCCUGUCUAGAAGGUCAAUCUAGUAAUUGCAUUUAUUUAUACCAUAGAACCUCUUCAUGGAUUAGAAUUAUAAAUGGGCGCAAACAUCACAAUGUCCCUCAGAAUCCUAAACAAAACCCGUUUCUUCUCGAAAUUGCCCUUUACACCCUUGAAAGAACCGAGAUGGCCUCUCCCCUUGAAAUAGAGGUAACCCUCUCCUCCGCCGAAGCCCUCAAAAACGUCAACUGGCGCCACGGCCCCAUCAGGCCAUAUGUCGUCGUAUGGGUUGACCCGAAGAAUAAGUGUUCCGCUAAAGUGGACGAGGAGGGUGACACGUGUCCCAUAUGGGACGAAACUCUAGUCAUUCCUCUCCCCGGUCCCAUCUACGACGACUCCACUCUCUUUGUCGACGUCGUCCACGCCGGCUCCGAGGAGGACACCAAGCCUCUCAUCGGCUCUGCUAAGCUCAAGCUCCGGGAUGUCCUCGACGAUGCUGGCUUCGGACAACGCCACAAGAAAACGCUCCAUCUGAAGCGACCAUCGGGUAGACCCCAAGGAAAGUACCUUAAGGUUUUGAUCCGAGAGCCACGCUAUUAUGCGCGUGAUCCCUACCAUGCACCUCCCUACGGGGUCCCACCACCAGCUUCUAGAGACUAUCCUGCUCCGCCUGCUUAUGGUUACUCGUACGCGCAGGCGCCAUCGCCGCAAAAUCCUUACUACAACGUAGCCCAGCCAGCUGGCUACCCUAACAGUGCGUACAAUUAUAAUGCUCAGCCGGCGUACGGUCACUCGUACGGCGAGGGAAGCGGUGCGUAUUACGGGCAAGAGGAAAAGAAGAAGAGCAAGUUCGGAGGGAUGGGAACAGGAUUGGCUGUGGGUGCGGUUGCAGGGGCUUUGGGUGGGCUGGCGUUAGCGGAGGGUGUGGAUGCGCUGGAGGAUCAUUUCGAAGAUAGUGCGGAGAAAGUUGAAGAAGAUCUCGGAUACGAUGAUGGUGGUGAUGAUUUCUAA
Molecule: messenger RNA, 1196 nt
Organism: Theobroma umbraticum
Lineage: Eukaryota; Viridiplantae; Streptophyta; Magnoliopsida; Malvales; Malvaceae
Product: Calcium-dependent lipid-binding (CaLB domain) family protein
Biological process (GO): defense response
Source: RefSeq, a predicted model, not a curated record